GCGUUUAUUUCCUUCCUCCAGAUAGACGGCUGACACCGCCAAAAUCUGGACGUAGCUCAGCCCAUACCUAUCGGAACACGGCAAUACUCGCUGCCCUAAAUACAACCUCAACUACUUCGUUUAAUCUCACCUAUUUAUCGUCUCGAGAACAACCCCUCGCCUACGACAGUACUCGAGACCGAAUCACUUUGUUUUGAAAAGAGACACGACAUAUUCAACUACCGGGUGUCCUACGACUCUAUUUUGAAAAAGGAACCCGUCUCAAAAACUCGGCACAAUGUCAAGUGUCUCCGACUUCUUCUCAACUGCCCCUGGGGGGGAUGGCGCCGCCGACAGCACGUGCGGAUCGGCGUCCCACAAACCGGUCGCGUCUAUAUUCGUACACGCAGGGGCAGGCUACCAUAGUGUAUUGAAUGAGAGAGUACAUCUUCAGGCAUGCACCGAUGCUGCCCGCAUUGGGAUGAGUUUCCUCAGAGCUGGCGCGACUGCCACACAGGCUGUCGAGGCCGCCAUCAGGUGUCUCGAAGAUAACGAGAUUACAAAUUCUGGAUUUGGGAGCAACUUGAACAUCGAUGGUGUGGUCGAGUGCGAUGCCACUAUUGUCGACCAUCUCGGAAGAAGCGGUGCUUGCGGUGCUGUUGGGGGUGUCAAGAACCCCAUCACACUGGCCAAGAAAAUUCUCGAUACGAGCAGAUUGCCACUGUCGCUUGGCAGAGUUCCGCCCAACAUCCUCGUAGGCUCAGGAGCCAAGGACUUCGCGGAGAAGCACGCACUAAAAACCACCCCAAACGAGCACCUAGUCUCGAGGAAUGCAAAGGACCGCUAUCUCCGGUGGAGCGAGUCCCUGAGGAGGGCCGAUACGAAGAGGUCUCGUCCGGUAUAUCCUAGGAAGUACUGGAUCAAUUGGGGAACAACACCAGACUAUGACACGGUUGCGAGCCCUUCCGAUGAUGCGCAGGCCCGAGACCAUUUCACCGCCAUCCUCAGGGGUACUUGGAAUGAGGGUCAACCCGACUCUCCGGAUGCUGGUCGCUCCCCUAUCGGCGGCCACGAACUGCCCGUAACCACAACCACUCCGGUAUUACCCAACUUCGAUCCCACCGGGGCGGCGGGGGAAGCGCCCGGCCAGCCCAAAUCCCCCAACCGCGAUCCCUUACGCCUUCUGAACUCCUCCUUUCAGUCACGUAGGGGCCCGCCGAAGCCGGUAGAGCCAGUAGCGUGCGCGGGGCUGGGAACCAAGUCGCCGCAUCUCGUACCGGACGUCCUACAGUCUCCCCUAGUCAACGAUGGGCCUGCAAACCACGAAGACACCGAGGUGGAUAUGGUAGAUGAUUUCAACUACUACGAGACAUAUGGGUUUGACUCCUCUUGUGAUAAGAACAAGACCAACGAGCCCGCGGCACAACCCCCCGCGGGGUUGGAGGAUGCUGCCGACAUGGUGACGGAUACGGUUGGGGUGAUUGCAAUCGAUCUGUUAGGGCAGAUUGCAGCAGGAUCCUCAUCUGGGGGCAUCGGAAUGAAGCACAAAGGCCGCACCGGCCCUGCCGCUCUAGUCGGCAUCGGGACCGCCGUAGUCCCAGAAGACCCAGAUGACGACCUAGCGACGUCGGUAGCCGCGGUUACCAGCGGCACCGGCGAGCACAUGGCAGCUUGCCUCGCUUCAAGCAAGUGCGCCGACCGCCUGUAUCAAGGUACGCGCCGUGGGCCUGGCGGGCGGGACAUACUCGAGGAGGACGAGCAUACCAUCAUGGAAUCCUUCGUCGUCGACGACUUCAUGAAUCACCCCGGGGUCAGAAGUCAGACCACCGCCGCGGCUAUCGGGGUAAUGGCUGUCAAGAAGGACCGCACAGGCGUCUACUUUUACUUUUCGCACAAUACGGACUCCUUUGCGCUGGCUUCCAUGUCGUCGACCGAACGCGAGCCGCUCUGUGUCAUGUCCCGCCUCGGUAAGACGGGGCGCGUCGCGCUGGGUGGGCGGAAGAUCCGGCUGGAUUAAGGCGUCGUUGUGAUACUGGAGGGCAUCGCUGGUAAUGUGCCCUGUUGGGGGUACGGCGUCAGGCGCUUUGAGAUGGAAGGAUAAGCUAAUACCUGUGGGAGACGAACCUCGACUGAGUCACCCUGCACUUUAUACCUUGUACCUUGUGAGAGUAGAGUCAGAGAUUACUGAUAGAAGUCAUUACAUGCUCCUUUUUGUGA
Messenger RNA from Chaetomium fimeti, 2196 nucleotides. RefSeq names its product nucleophile aminohydrolase. The coding region runs from base 278 to 1996 and encodes 572 amino acids. The record is from RefSeq and is a predicted model, not a curated record. Lineage: Eukaryota; Fungi; Ascomycota; Sordariomycetes; Sordariales; Chaetomiaceae. Gene Ontology annotation, molecular function: beta-aspartyl-peptidase activity; asparaginase activity; threonine-type endopeptidase activity. Gene Ontology annotation, biological process: protein maturation. Gene Ontology annotation, cellular component: cytoplasm. The transcript is spliced from 4 exons.